UUACUUGUGUCUUCUGCCGAAUGUACCGGUAAAACAACUGUAUCCUCUGAAAAGGAAGGUGUUCAGAUCUUUUAGAGGGAAUUCAGAGGAUUUCACUGUUGAAAACUGAUCUGCUAAGAAUUAGGAACAGUGGAAAAGAGAGAUCAGACUGCAUUCAUAGCCAAAAUGGAUUUGGUUACCAAUACCACAGAGGCAAUAAAUAUGACUAACAGUGUCAUCCAUUGCCCAUCAAACCAAAACUUUGAACCUUUGAUCCUGCAUAUCCUCGUGAUCAUUGAGGUGAUUGUGGGCCUGCCAGGAAACAUGGUCGCUUUGUGGAUUUUCUGUAUCUGCAUAAAGUGUUGGAAACCACACACUCUCCUCCUCUUUAACCUGGCUCUAGCUGACCUUCUGCUCCUCAUAAGCGUGCCCUUCCGCAUCCACACUGCUCUCCAAGGUGACCACUGGGUGUUCGGACAAGUCUUGUGCCGCGUCAACCUCUUCAUGCUGGCUGUCAAUCGCGCGGCCAGUAUUGCAUUCAUGACAGUUGUGGCACUGAAUCGCUACUUUAAAGUGGUCCAUCCGCAUCACUGGAUCAGCCGUAUGUCUUUAACUCAGGCCUGUUGGACUGCAGGUCUUAUGUGGACUGUUGUGAUUGCAGUUCGGUUUCCAUUGUUAACCACCAACCUCCUCCUCCAACAUGGCAACGUCUCUUUGUGUCGCAGCUUCAACGCCUACAGUGUAGUCCCUUUGCCAUUAAAGAUACACUAUGUGGCUUUCGUUGCAGAGUUCUUCCUGUCCUGGUUCCUGAUUCUGUAUUGCUCCGCUCAUAUUGCAUGCUUUCUGCACAAACAGCAGAGGGACACGCAAAAAAAGGUGCGGAAGGCAAUCCAAGCGGUAGGGGUGAUCAGUUUGGUGUUCACCAUCUGCUUCUUGCCAAGUAUCCUCACAGGCCUGGGUGCGCUGUGUGUCCAGUAUUUCCACCCCACGAACUGCACAUCCUACAAUCUGAUCACCCAGCUCUUUAUGAUCUGCCUCGGCUUCACCUACCUCAACAGUGCUCUGGAUCCUCUCAUUUACUCUUUCUCUAGUUCCAUGUUUCAAGAUGCCCUCAAGAGCUCCAUCAGUUGCCUGAGCCUCAAGAAGAAGAAUGUCAGACCAGUCAACAACCAAUAGCAAAAAAUAAUACAAUAUUAUAUGACUUUUAAUGGGUAGACUACUGAGGAUGUUGAAGAGUCUUGGGGAAGAUACUGGACCACUCUGAAAACAACCCAUAAAUGAAAUGGAGUCACUGUUUAUUAGGAUGCACAAUGGUAUUGGCCGAUAUUUGCCUUGUUGAUGGCUGUCAACUUAUCUGUAAAUACCAUGGCAUUAACACACAUUACAGUUUUACAAAAAAUGGGGAUGGAUGUUCUUCACAUUUACAUCACUUUAUUCUUAGCUUUGAGUCUGUCAGACAUUUAUCACAGCAUUUAUGCUAUAAAGUGAAACGCUGCAUAGAUGUAAGUGUGUGGAAAUCUUUUUUUUUUUUUUUACAUAUGUUGUAUUAAAUUUUACGCUGGCAAAAAGCAGGGCUCCACACUAACGGUUUGAACAGCAACUUGGUGCUGAGAGCUAGUUAACAUAGCUGUUAGCAGCUGCUGGCUUUCUCUAUCUCCUUAGCACAAAAGGGGGAAUAAAUAACAAUGGAAAACAGAAUGAACAUCAACAAUAAAACUUCAGUAGCCUAUUGGUAUCAGCUAAUGAACAAAUUAUUAUUUUAAACAUUUGUGUCAGUGGGUCCAGAAUUCCACAAUUUGUGCAUGCCUAACUGUUUAAGUAUUUAACCACAGUAUUUUUUUCUGGUUUAUGCCCCAGUCUGAGGACAGGAGUGCUGCAGGGGAAUGUCCUGACAGGUACAGUUCUGUGUCUGCAAGUAUUGACAAUCACUAUAUUUUAAGAAGGAUCUUUGUUAUAACAUCCACAACGUCAGAUUCUUUACAGAAACCAAUGGUGUUCCUUCCUAUUAUGUUGAAACUGUAUGAUA
Messenger RNA from Plectropomus leopardus (leopard coralgrouper), 2005 nucleotides. Its product is annotated as hydroxycarboxylic acid receptor 2-like. Gene Ontology annotation, molecular function: G protein-coupled receptor activity. The record is from RefSeq and is a predicted model, not a curated record. Gene Ontology annotation, cellular component: plasma membrane. Lineage: Eukaryota; Metazoa; Chordata; Actinopteri; Perciformes; Serranidae. Gene Ontology annotation, biological process: G protein-coupled receptor signaling pathway.